CUAAUUAUGGCAUCAAGACCUGAAAAGGGUGAAGCCUCAUGCAACCCGUCGAUACCACACCUUUUCUCCAUCUGAAAAAUACUCUCAUUCUGGAAACCUCCGCUGCGUCUUCUCUCGCACUUCCGAGCCCUGGACCCAUCAACCGCCAUCCAUCAUCCAUCAUCCAUGGCGAUCACUUGCCCCGCUCCCGACAAUGGACCACCCCCCCUCUUUUUCUAGCAGAAGCACCAGAAGCAGCCCCGCAAGGGAAUAGUCCGUCAUGGAAGUGUCAGACAUGCAGCUUUUCGCAUCUUUUUGCUCUUUAGGUUGGAAAACCUCCCUCCAUCUUUCACUCCCCCACGGCCCGCGUGUCGAUCCUGUAUUGCUGAGAGAUCCUCGACGAAUUGCCGUCUCAUUCGAUCGAACUGAGAGGAGGGCCCAUGUCUUGCCCUCAUUGGUCUUCACCGCAACUGCUUGGUCUAUUGGUUUCAGCAGCUGUCCGGGGUUCACUUCGGACUCGAUGAGCUAUUGAUGGCCGCUCUUGUGUGCCAUGUAUAUCUCCUCGCUGGUCUACUUGGCACGCAUACACACAGGCGCGGGCCAAUGUCUUUGGUUCCCAAGAGGCGCUGGAAUACCAGAUUGACUCAGACUCAAGAUGGCGCACUCGAUGCGACACAGCAGACACUCGCAAUUCCAUGGGUCUCGGCAGCUUGCGUCGGCCUGAGGUCCAUGGCAAAACAGCUUUUACUCUGUCCUCCCUCACAAGGUCCCGGCUUUCCGUCGACCUCGAGGGCUCUUGCGGUGUGUCGGGGCCGGCCAUGUCUGAAGGCUGGCUCUCUCUUUCAACCAAGCUGGAAGCUGACGAAACAAGUUGUUUUGGCUCUUUCUUUGCUUUUUUGCAUGUUUCAAACCGUCGAGUUACACGGGAAAAAGAGGGUUCUGCUGCAACAUGGACACAUGGACUCGGUCAAAGCAACAAGGUUGCCAUCCCAGGCCGCUGUCAUCUUGUGGGCUUUGGAGAUCUCGGACUUGCUUGCUGUUAUCGGCACAUAUAAAGCAGCUGGAUCCCUCCCAGCUCAUGUCUGCUUUCAGUCUGUCCAUCAGCAGCAAGCACAAGCAAGCAGUCUGAACUAGAACUCGGGCUUGGUUUGGUCAUAUUGUGCCGUCUCUACCAGGACUAUAGUCUUUUGACAGUCUAGGACUACCUUCUUCGCCGCAAGCAACAGCCCCCCCAGAGACAACACACACACACACACACACACACACACACACACACACACACACACACAAUGCCUUCCUCCAGCUCCAAAUCCUCCAAGCCCAAGCCCUCCGAGGUUGCGUCGGAGACAAAAAAGUACUACACACCCUUGAUCAAACACGAAUACGCAAACCGAUGGCAGACCUGUUCCUACAUCUGCCGUCAGCCUUUGAUAGAUAUCCAGUUCGAAGACAGGCCCCCUAGUGUGACACCCCCCGUCUUUUACGUGUCCACGGGUGACCCGGUUGACAUGACGAUCAACUGGCAGAUCCAAUCGGGGACUUCUAUCCCCUUCAUUUGCGCGGCAAACGACAGGCGUCCCGGCGGCGACUGGGAGACCGGGGCGGUUGGCUACGAGGAACGCCUCUGCCGGCGAAGCACCCUUGCAGCGGCCUUGGCUACCCCAGGGCAGGGUUCUGACCUCAACGACCACUAUCCCAUCCCCAUCUGUGCCGGGAUCAUGUCUCAGGAUGUUGUCGUCUUCCGAGGGCCCCACGAUAAGUACGAGAAGCUCCCGCUGGAGCAAUGGCGAUCUCUCCCGGUUGUCUCCGUCCCACCACCGCGGUGGCCCAAACUGACACAGAACGGCACAAAAUACUCGUUUGCCGACGAACGGGAGAUGGUCAGGGACAAGCUUCGGGGUGCUCUUCGAAUCUGCGCCUACUAUCGCUAUGACACCGUCGUGAUUGGAGACUUUGGGUUGGGCAAUGGCUACCGGAACCCACCACAAGAGCUAGCGGAGCUCUGGCGGGAAGUGUUCCUCUACGACCCCGACCUCCGAGGCCGUAUCCGAUGCGUCAUGUUUGUCUUUGAAGAUCCCGCUCAAAGCACCAUGCAGCUCAUCCUCGACGAGAUUGCCAAGAAGGCCAAGGGGGGUUCAUCCAGCAAGUCGAAGAAGGGCGGCUCCAGUUCUUCCAACAGCAAUUGCCCCACCGACUUUCAGAUAUUCAACCAAGUAUUCGACAGUGCCGAGAUCCAGAGAGUAAUCGCAAGGCCGGAUGCGAGAUAUGGGUUAGACAAUCUUCUUGUCUAAUAACUAAGCCUUUCCUUUUCUACCCAGUCGGUUAGGCGUUUGGAGUCAGGUCGGUCCAAAAUCAUUUGCGGAUUAUGCCAGCAUUUGUUUGUGGGAGUGUGUGUGCAACAAAAAACUCCGUUGUGGUCUGCUCUUAGGGGGUUCACGGUGUUUGAUUUCUCUACAUAUUUCUCUUCUCCGGUUUUUGUUCCAUCACACAUCACAGCACGCUGGAUUGGCAGCUUGGCUGUAGGCGUUGGCCAUGGUGGGGUUGGUCCCAUAUCACUGUUCAUCAUUAUCCUAAUAUUGUGUGUUCUCAGAGCCAAAUAAUACGUUAUUAAACCCCUG
Molecule: messenger RNA, 2597 nt
Organism: Podospora pseudocomata
Lineage: Eukaryota; Fungi; Ascomycota; Sordariomycetes; Sordariales; Podosporaceae
Exons: 3
Coding region: 1269-2270 (333 amino acids)
Source: RefSeq, a predicted model, not a curated record